AUGAUUAUUCCUAUCCGUUGCUUCUCAUGCGGCAAGGUCACCGGUGAUCUGUGGGAGAGAUACCUGAAGCUGGUCGACGACGGCGCCACGGAUGGUGAGGCCAUGGACCAGCUUGGCUUGAAGCGCUACUGCUGCCGCCGUAUGAUCAUGACCCACGUUGAUCUGAUUGAGAAACUCCUCAAAUACACCCCCGAAGGACGACACGAGAAGAAGGUCACCCUUCACCGUGGCUAA
Truncatella angustata is the source of this 234-nucleotide messenger RNA. Its product is annotated as RNA polymerase N/8 kDa subunit. The record is from RefSeq and is a predicted model, not a curated record. Gene Ontology annotation, cellular component: RNA polymerase I complex; RNA polymerase II, core complex; RNA polymerase III complex. The coding region runs from base 1 to 234 and encodes 77 amino acids. Gene Ontology annotation, biological process: transcription by RNA polymerase I; transcription by RNA polymerase II; tRNA transcription by RNA polymerase III. Lineage: Eukaryota; Fungi; Ascomycota; Sordariomycetes; Amphisphaeriales; Sporocadaceae. Gene Ontology annotation, molecular function: zinc ion binding; DNA-directed RNA polymerase activity; DNA binding. The transcript has 3 exons.